UUUUGUAGGAGUGUUUACACAGCUGACGGUUGAGGAGAUGAACUCUUUGUAGCGGGUCUGAAAGCUGAAUUUAAAAGCAUGAAAAUCAGAAACUCAACAGUUGGAGUCGGACUGUAAUCCGUGAGUAUGUUUAAAAAGGAUCAAUAAUGGGUUUUAGCUGAUAGCCGGAGGUAUAAUCAGACUGUAAGGAGAUAAUAAGCUUUCUGACAUAUGAAUGUUCUGACAGAGGACGGAGGAUGGACCCCGCCUUUGAGCGGCACUGCUCGGAGCUUGUGGCCCGGGAAAGGAGCGGACACACGGCUGUGGUGCUGGACAGCCUGCUCUAUGUGUGGGGGGGCUACAUGUCGAUCGGAGAUGAGGAGGUUUUUAUUCCCAGAGAUGAGAUCUGGGUCUACGACUUGGAAGGAGGAAGAUGGCAGGUGUUUCACAUGACAGGGGACGUCCCUCCCUCCAUGUCUGGGACCUGUGGCUGCUGCUUGAACGGAAACAUGUACAUAUUUGGAGGAUGUGACGACAGCGGACAGACCAAUCAGAUGUUCUGUGUGGACCUGACAGACGGUAAAUAUGUGUGGAAGAAGAUCCUCCCACUGUUGGGUUCCGCUCCGUCACCUCGAGACAAACUGUCCUGCUGGGUUUAUGAUGGAAAGAUCAUCUACUUUGGAGGAUAUGGCCAUAAAGUUCUGGCUGAUAUCAGCAACAGGAACAGGAAUUUUAUCCUUGAUGAACCAUCCUGGGUGGAGAAUUUGUUCUGGGGAUGGAACAAUGAAGUUCAUAUAUUUGACCCUGUUCAACGCUGCUGGACUGAACCCCAAACUCACGGCCGUCCACCCGCCCCGAGGGCAGCCCACGCCAGCACCGCGCUUGGAUCCAGAGGAUACAUUUUUGGAGGCAGAGUCGUGGAAACCAGGACAAAUGACAUCCACUGUCUAGAUUUUGAAUCGUGGACGUGGACAGAAAUAGUUCCUUUAUCCAGUUCUCCAGUGGGCAGAUCAUGGCACACACUGACAGCUGUGUCAGAGACCAGCUUUUUUCUGUUUGGAGGUCUCAGUAAUGACUGCAAGCCAAUGAGUGAUGGCUGGCUCUUUGACACUGAAACUAAGAAAUGGAGAGAGUUUGAACAUCCCUAUAAGAACAAGCCAAGGUUGUGGCACACAGCAUGUUCCAGCAAAGAUUCAGACGUGGUUGUGUUUGGUGGAAGCUGCGACUACAUCCUGCUUGUAGACUCUGGACAUUGUAACGACGCACUUGUUUUCCAGAUCGAGCCUCAUCCUCUGUUCAGGAUUUGUGAAGAUUACAUUGCAAAGAAUGUGCGAACCUUGGAGAGGCUCAGGAAUCAGCUUCCCUGUCUUCCUUCCAAAGUUCUCCAGGCCGUGCAGAGGAGGAUUGCUUUCUACAGCCCUUAAAAGAAACAAAAUAACAGUCAAAACCCUGUGUAAAAACAUGCCAAAUGGCCUCUAUAUACCCUAAAGAGUGAUCAUAUUUUAAUUUAAGAACAUUGUGCAGAACAUUUUACACAGUCUGGAUUGUCUUAAAGAAAUACAUUUUAUUUUAUUUUAGUUCUGUGAAUGUGAUGGCUGUUUAUUAAAUAAGCUAUGCGAACAUC
Molecule: messenger RNA, 1603 nt
Organism: Cyprinodon tularosa
Lineage: Eukaryota; Metazoa; Chordata; Actinopteri; Cyprinodontiformes; Cyprinodontidae
Product: kelch domain-containing protein 1
Exons: 14
Coding region: 237-1403 (388 amino acids)
Molecular function (GO): protein binding
Source: RefSeq, a predicted model, not a curated record